Molecule: messenger RNA, 4355 nt
Organism: Xenopus laevis (African clawed frog)
Lineage: Eukaryota; Metazoa; Chordata; Amphibia; Anura; Pipidae
Gene: mphosph9.L
Product: M-phase phosphoprotein 9 L homeolog
Exons: 25
Coding region: 498-3833 (1111 amino acids)
Cellular component (GO): centriole
Source: RefSeq, a predicted model, not a curated record
AUACAGGGCCGCCAUCAGGGGGGCACUGGGGGACAGGCCUUGCUGCGUUUCCUGGAUAAUCCAGCCCUCCUUGAGCUGCCCAAGUAGGAGCCGUGCCCAAGUAGGAGCCACUGCUGAAGUAGGAGCCAAAAGUCACAGAAAGAGGAAGAAGAAAGGUGCGGGAUCCGCAUUUGGAAGAUAUAACUACGCGAAAUUAUAACAGUAAUGCGAAACAAAACCACAAGACAGCGUCCCAGAAUCCUAACUGCUUAAUUGAAGCCGAACACGUGACUCGCUAUUCGCGCCCAUAACAUUACUUGGGAGGAUUGGGCUCGUCCGGGAAAAUGAUAGACGCGCGUGCUAACCAAUCGUGGUACAGGAUUUAUGUCAACAUUAACAACACUAGGCAAAGCGAGGAGUCGUCCUCUCGGUGGGCGGGGUUUCCUUAGAGCGUGCAUAACUUGACAGCGCUGGCAGUAGGUAAGGUUCUAAUUGAAGGAAACAAGCAAUGUUUGACUAUGGAUACUCCAAACACCAGUCUGUCUGCUCAGGAUUCUUUAGAUCUUCCAGCGGAGCAAAGUAGUGAAAAUCCUUCUAAUGAUCGGGGUGCCAAACACAGUGAAGCAGGUAUCUAUUCAUCUGAUGAACAAUAUACAUCCUUCAGCAGAGAUUUGUGCAGCGGUGAACCAGCAGAUCCAGAAUCUAGGAAAAGAUGUGAGGCACAUUUGUGGCAGUUAUUUCAACUAGUAGAAAGGCAGUGUCAAGAUCAAAUUUUUGCUCAGCAAGAACAGUUUAAUAACCAGAUACAGAUAAUACGUGAUGAAUUGAAACACUUCAUCCAGUUACAGAGCAAUAUAUCUCCUACAAAUUCUUCCACAGAGAAUCCAUUUUUGACAAUGGAAGGUAAUAUUGACGCAAAACAUUUCGAUGAUCAUCAGGAGCAUCUGAAAGAACACAAGAUGCAGGACGUUCCUACUAGUCCCUUACCUAUGACUGAUGAUCUUGAUAUGCAGUAUAAAACUUUUAUUACACAAGAGCAAUGUGUGGAGAAUAUAUCUGUUAGCAGUGGCUAUGGAACACGUUCAGUCUCAGAACCACAUACUUGCUCUACCAGUUAUAGUCACAGCAUUUUACGGGAUGGCAGGAAGCAUGGUAAACAACGCUCAGAAGAAUGCAGAGCAGUAUAUCAGCCUUGCAUACCUGGUUCUAGUAACAGGGUUGAUUUACCAGUAGCAGAGAUACAAUCAAAGGAAGUGUUGUUUACAAUGGAUCAUAACUUAUCUGACAAUACAUACAGGAGGAAUAAUAAAGACAGAUCAGACAAUAAACCUUUAACAACCUGGGCUCAAAAGUUUAAGCAGAGUCAUCAAAAGAAGCUUCAUUUGACUGAUGAGGCCUCUGUCCACUCCAUUCACACAGGUGACAGGGAUGCAGUUACCCAGUCUGAAAACACUGAUGGUUCAUCAGAUGCCUUUUACCUCAAUAACCGCUCUGCCAGUGCCAACUCUUUGGUUUCUACUGGAUCUGGAUUUACAUAUUGGACUUUGGAUGAGAAGGAGAUGUACCACCCAUUGCCAGAAAACUUGGAUACUGGACUUUCCAAGUUUUUUUCCACUAAAGAGUCUGAUGAAACAAGAAUCCCAUCCCUAACAGAUCUGUACCAGCAAAAACAAAGAGAAAGUGUCCACUAUCCUGACUGGAAAUUGUUAUCACCCUCAGAAUAUAUUCAUCCUCCAGAGGUGCUAACACUGGAUCCAACUCUACACAGGAAACCACUCCAGAGUUCUGUAUACCGUAUAAUCCCUUUUACUCCAGACUCCAUUUUAGAAAAUUCAUCUUUCAACCAUUACAAAGCAGCAACAGUAUCUGCUGCAACCUCUGUCUCAUCUUUGUUAGGCGACUCUCCAAAUAGCAAUGCAAACAGCCCAUUAGAAGUGUUUGAAGAAUGGAAAUCUAACUUACACCAAAGCAGUGUAAAUCAAGAUUACAAGCUGAAUCUUGAUCCCUUGCCAGACGAGAGAGCAGUUUAUAUUGAUGAUGAAAUAAACAGUUUACCCUCUUCACCAAUGGCUCCAUCACCUUUACCAGCUGAGAAAAAUACAUCAGAAUCAACUGCAAACUUCUCUAUGGACCAUCCUCUUGUCCUAUCCAACAUCAGGCAGAGUUUAAGGGAAAAGCACGCUCGACAUUUGGCAGAUUUGCGUGACUAUUAUGAGUCUGAGAUCAGUAGCCUAAAGCAGCAGCUUCUUGUCCGAAACAAAUCACCAUCUUCUGAAGAACUUAAUAAAAUUAACAGUCUUUCAGAAAGAUGCUGCCAAUUAGAAGCAGCUCUAACAGAAGCCAGCACUCGAAUCCACUUUCUUGAGAAUAAAAACCAUGAACUUGAUAUGCAAGUGGCUGAGUGGAAAGAGCGGCAUCAAACAGCCAAUAAUACCUGUAAAGCGCUACAAGAACACUCAGAGGAACUGCGAGCAAAAAACAAAGAAAAUGAAAACUCCAUAAGCAGAUUACAGUCUAGGCUGAAAGAAAAAGAAGAAGCCUUUGAGAAAUCAUUCAGACUAUCUGAAGAAAUGGAUGCUAGAAUUAAGAAAGAACACAAAAAGUUUCAAAAUUUUCUAUCAGAAUAUGAAUCUCUUGGAAAGGAACAUGAACGUGUAAAAGACACGCUACAUUUCACAGAGAAUAAAUUAUGUGUUGCACAUGAUGAAAUUCAUGAACUAAAAAGAUCAAUUGUGAAGCUGGAAGGUCAAAUUAAACAACUAGAGCAUGAACAUAUGGUAAAGCUUCGUCAAUUAGCCGAAGGCCAGAUAUGGCAGUCUAGUGCUAAGUGUGAAAUAGUUGGCAUAGCUGAAAAUGUGCAUCCAGUGGAUGUGACAAGACGGAAAUGUGUGACACCUGGAGCAGCAUGCUCAGUCUUUACUGACCAUACUCUUGAUAACAAAGCUAGUGAGGUGGAGAAUAUGUCUGAAGUGGAGUACGUGCCAAAGAGGUACAGUUCUCCUCCAGAAAAGGAUGUUUCAUGUGACACUUUUUCAUCUAAAGCCAAAUGGAAAGACUGUGAAAACCAGGAGAGCCCCAUUCUAAAGGCUUUGAGAGAUUUGGAAGAAGAUAAGAAAAUGAAAAGCUGGGGCACCCAAACAACAAAGGAGAAUGUUGUUUCUAAGUCUGGCAGGAGGCAGACUGUUGAGUUCUCAGGCUGCUGGAGCCCUUGUGGAUCUCCUGGAAAACAUACACAUCGUCAUGAAAGACUUAACUCUCCUUCUAGUCCCAGGUCUUCUUCUGUACCACCAUCUAACAGGAAAUCAACUGUUGUUACUCCAACAAAGCGGGAGCUGAUGCUCGCACCUGUGUCAGUAAAAUACAGCCCAAAACGAUCUCCAAGAGAGAACUUUUCUCCGGGUUUAAGCCAACUACUAAGUAAUGACGAAGACAAUAUGACAAGAUUUGAUGUUGUUUGGGACGAUUCUCUUAAAAACCCAAGUCCAAGGAAAAAACUUGAGUUCAUGUCUUUGGAAGAUCCAGAAGUAAUGCAGAAGAGUACUAUUGAGAGUGAGAGCAGCAGCCAGCCACAGCUUCCUAUAUUAUUACCACCAUAUGAGACUGAAUUCACAUACAAAGAUAGGAUGAAGUAUGUUGCAGAUACUGAAAGGCUGUUUGAUGAACUAUCCCAUGAAAAGCAGCAGAUAGAAGCUGCCCUAAGCCGAUUACCCAGUUCUGGAGGGAGGCUCAGUCUGCAAAUGAGAGUUAAGAAGGAAAGGUUAGAAGACCGUCUUGAAAAGAUCAACCGAGAUCUAGGUUCAGUCCGGAUGACCCUGAAAAAAUGUCAUGUUUUGCCAACAUCUACAAACAUAUAAAACUGUGGCAGCACCCAUGUGAUUUAAUGUACUGGAAAAAUGGUGUGUCUAACUAUGGCUACCCAGCCCAGGCUUUUGGUAUGCCAAACUUUAUUCAGCUUGGAACUGUUUUUAUACUCUCUCAGAGCUGAAGUUAUAUUUUUGUUACGCAGGUUUGGAACGAAACUGUACAUUGUAUAUUUUAGUAUCUAAAGAAAACCUUAUUUUUUAAUUGUUUACAAAAAAUUAUAUAUAUAUCUACUACAUAAAUGUAUGUAGGAUAUAUGUAAUUCUACCAAAUAUUUUUUUUGUAUAGAGAUACCUCAUGUGCUGAACCAGUGGCAUAUUCCUGGCACAUAUAUAGAGCUUAAUGUAUAUGCAUAUAUAUAAUGUUUUUCAUUUUUACUUGUUUUCACAUGUAAAAAAAAAGUCAGCUCUCUGCUAUUAAUGUAUCCUGCACUUCUCUUUGUGUAUCUUUGUAUAUCAUGGCACUAUACAAAGAAAAAAAUGAACACGAUACAGCAAUAAAUAUUUUAUACUGUG